Messenger RNA from Cryptosporidium ubiquitum, 1779 nucleotides. Its product is annotated as PX and WD40 domain-containing protein. Lineage: Eukaryota; Apicomplexa; Conoidasida; Eucoccidiorida; Cryptosporidiidae. Bases 1 to 1779 code for a protein of 592 amino acids. Gene Ontology annotation, molecular function: protein binding; phosphatidylinositol binding. The record is from RefSeq and is a predicted model, not a curated record. The transcript has a single exon.
AUGAAUGAAUUUGGUAUCUCCACAAAAAUAAUUGGCUGGAAAACUGUUGAUGGAAAGGUUGUAUAUAGGAUUUCAGUUUGCGGCCAGAACAGUAAAUAUGAGAUUCAAAAGCGAUUUAGCGAAUUUGUAUUACUCCAAAGCUUACUGAUUGAAAGGGGACUAGGUUUACUCCCCUCUCUUCCUCCUAAAACAUUAUUUACAAAGAAUCAAGAUAUGAACUUUAUCAAUGGGCGGAUGAAAGGGCUACAAUCAUAUCUCUCAAGCUUAAUUUUAAGGCACGAUGUAUUGCUUUCUCCCUUAUUUAUGAAUUUUUUGGAGCUUCCGACUUCUGAAAGCAAACCUUUAUUUAUGAAAAAACUUGUGAAUAUUCAAGCAUUGGCAGAUAUUGCAUCAAUCAGACAAUCAGUUAGUGGAGUAUUUAUUAGUGAUUCAGAUUUAAUAUCUGCACCAUUAUUGUUUGUUUCACACCAAGAGAAUUCUUCUCUUUCAAGAUUGGGUAAAGUUUGGAGUAUAAUAGAUUCAGAAGAAACUGGUUUUAUUUUUGUGUGGUGUCUGCAGCCCUACUCCUCAAAAAGUAUUUCUUAUCCUUCAAUAAGUAUAGAUCACGAUACAAUUACUAACGCUUUUCACAAUUUGUCUAACUCUGAAACAAUUGAUUCUUCGAAAUUUGGUUGCUUAGUAUACUCUGGUUUUCCGCACAAAUGUAAGAAUAUCGUGUCUAUUACAAAAAAAGAUACUAUUUGUAUUUUUUCAGAACUAGGUACCAUAGAUGUAUUUGAAGGUGUACUUUCUCAACUAAGAUCCAGAAUAGUCUCUGGAAACAAUAGUCCUCUUGUGUUAAAUGAAUGCAUUAAGCCAACCAAAAUACAGCUUCAUGGUUCUCCUAUUGCUUUUGUUUACUCGCCAUUUUUAAUUGAUAACAAUAUUAAGCACAAAUACACACUUUCAGUUGGAAUAGACAAUAGUAUCCGUCUAUUUUGUUUUGAACAGAUGAAAAUUAUUUCUGGUGGGAACUUGAAUAAACGCAUAAAUGGUUCCAGAAUAACUUCAUGUUAUUUAGAAAAUGAAUUUGGGAAAUUGGGCUUUUUUGGUUCAUCAUCGGGCCAGCUACUAGUAUUAGAUAUGACUAGUCAGCCACCAUACCUAAUUACAAAUAUAAACCCCCAAAUCGAUUGCAAAUAUCCUAUUACGUCGAUUAUAGCAAGUAAAAAGCUCCUAAUAGUUGCUUACACAAAUGUUAUCAAGAUUUUUGGGAUGGAAGUAAACCCUAAACAUGUUGCUUGUAUAAUUAGUGAUAAUCAGCCUAUAAGGAGUAUUGAUACAAAUUUCUUUUCAGAUAUGGAUAUUGGUACAAUUAGCUCACUUUAUAUUUAUGAAGAUGAAUAUCUAUUUGUUGGUGGUACUGACGUUCUUUCAUUAUUUAAGCUUAACAUUAAUGAAAAAUUGACUCCUCCAGUUUUGCUAUUUUCAUAUGCAGUUCACGCAGGUAAAAUCAACUAUAUAUCAAUUAUCCCAGACGACAUAUUAAAAAUUGGUCAAUUUUCUAAUCAAAACAUAAAAUUAUUAACGGCCAGUGAAGAUGGAAGAGUUAUUUUUUGGAGGAUCUGUAAUUUACCUGAGAAUCAGACCUUUUAUUUUAAAGAAGAUAAAGAAGCGACAAGUGAACAAUAUUUUGAAGAGAAAAAAAUAGAAAGUGAAAAAAUUCAUUCUUUAGAGAAUCUGAGGUCUAUAGAAUUAAGCGAUAGUAGUGAUGAUGAUCUAAGUUCGGCAUUUAGAUAG